AUGGGUCGCGAAGAUGGAGAAGCUAGUCCCAAGCGGCGCCGGUUGGACUUUAAUCCUUUAAAAUCUGAUGAUCGUUUCACAGUACCUGGUCGACCUUCUCCUUCCCGCGGCAGUAGCAGACCUCCCUCGAAAUUUCAAAGCCGAUCAAGCAAUGGCUCGGCGAUGCCACGAUACACUCCUUCGGCCCGGUCUGUCCCUAAGCAGAAUGAAUUUGAUGGUCCAGAGCCACUUGUCGAUGAGGAGGAUUCGAAAGCUCUAGAUAGAGAUUGGUAUGCGGGUGAUGAGAUGGGACACACCUUUGGAGAUGAUUCGCAUAACCCAUUCGGCUCCUAUGACAAUUCGUGGGCAGAACAGCAACGAGAAGCAGCUUUGGUCGAAAAGAAAACAGGAAAGCGCCAAAGCGCCCGCGCUCACCAAAAACAAAAAGAUGUUGAUGCAUGGGAGACAAAUCGGAUGCUUACCUCUGGUGUUGCACAGCGAAGAGACUUUGGCGAUGACUUUGAGGAUGACGAAGAGGCUACUAGAGUGCAUCUACUCGUACAUGAUCUGAAACCUCCGUUCUUAGAUGGAAGAACGGUCUUCUCAAAACAAUUGGAGCCUGUGCCUGCGGUGCGCGAUUUUCAGAGCGAUAUGGCAGUAUUUAGCAGGAAGGGAAGUAAAGUGGUAAAGGAGAGGCGACAGCAGAAAGAAAGACAAAAGCAGGCUCAAGAAGCAACUAAUAUGGCUGGUACGGCCCUUGGGAAUCUUAUGGGGAUAAAAGAAGAAGAAGGCGAUAGCGCGGCCCCAAUGUUGGGCGAGGAAGAACCCCAAGGAAGUAGUAAAUUUGCGCAACAUAUGAAGAAGAACGACGGCGCUAGCAACUUUAGUCAGAGCAAGUCUUUAAGAGAACAGAGGGAAUAUCUUCCCGCAUUUGCCGUGCGAGAAGAUCUUCUCAGGGUCAUACGAGAUAACCAGGUCGUAAUCUGUGUUGGUGAGACUGGAUCCGGUAAAACUACCCAACUCACUCAAUUUCUCUACGAAGAGGGCUAUGGAAAUACGGGUCUGAUAGGAUGCACGCAACCCCGAAGAGUGGCGGCCAUGUCCGUAGCGAAGCGUGUUAGUGAGGAGAUGGAAUGCAAAUUAGGAGGCACUGUCGGUUAUGCUAUUCGAUUUGAGGACUGUACGAGCAAGGAAACAGUGAUAAAGUAUAUGACAGAUGGUGUCUUGCUAAGAGAAUCACUAAACGAGCCAGAUUUGGAUCGUUAUUCCUGCGUUAUCAUGGAUGAAGCUCACGAGCGGGCGCUCAAUACAGAUGUCCUUAUGGGCUUAUUCAAAAAGGUUCUUGCACGUCGUAGAGAUCUCAAGCUGAUAGUGACAUCCGCAACGAUGAACUCUAAAAGAUUUUCAGAUUUCUAUGGCGGAGCUCCCGAAUUUUUCAUUCCCGGACGUACUUUCCCAGUCGAUAUUAUGUAUCACCGCUCACCCGUGGAAGACUAUGUGGAUCAGGCAGUUCAGCAAGUAUUAGCUAUUCAUGUAUCCCAGGGUGCAGGUGAUAUAUUAGUGUUUAUGACGGGACAAGAAGAUAUUGAAUGUACUUGUGAGCUUAUCCAGGAACGUCUCAAUGCUCUCAACGAUCCACCGAAGCUUAGCAUUCUACCCAUUUACAGUCAAAUGCCUGCAGAUUUGCAAGCCAAAAUCUUCGACAGAGCUGCACCUGGUGUUAGAAAGGUCAUCGUAGCGACAAACAUCGCUGAAACUAGUUUGACUGUUGAUGGUAUUAUGUAUGUUGUGGAUGCUGGAUAUUCGAAGUUAAAGGUAUACAACCCGCGUAUGGGAAUGGAUACUUUGCAAAUUACGCCGAUUUCACAAGCAAAUGCAUCUCAGCGUGCUGGUCGUGCGGGUCGUACCGGUCCAGGAAAAGCUUUUCAUCUCUUUACUGAAGCUGCUUUCAAGGAUGAACUUUAUAUUCAAACCAUUCCCGAGAUCCAACGUACAAACCUCAGCAAUACUGUUCUAUUGUUGAAGUCAUUGGGAGUGAAAGACUUACUUGAUUUUGAUUUCAUGGACCCUCCACCUCAGGAUACUAUCACAACCUCUUUAUUCGACCUCUGGGCGCUCGGGGCACUUGACAACAUUGGGGAACUGACGGAUAUAGGAAGGAAAAUGACGGCCUUCCCUAUGGACCCUUCCCUAGCCAAAUUACUAAUCACUUCUGAAGAAUACGGCUGUAGCGAGGAAAUGCUCACCAUAGUUUCCAUGCUCUCCGUCCCCAGUGUCUUUUAUCGUCCAAAAGAACGUCAAGAUGAAUCAGACGCCGCACGCGAAAAGUUCUUUGUCCCCGAAUCAGAUCAUCUGACUUAUCUGCACGUCUAUUCGCAAUGGAAAUCCAAUGGGUAUUCGGAUGCUUGGUGUACACGUCAUUUCCUCCAUCCAAAAUCCCUUCGUCGAGCAAAGGAGAUUAGGGAACAGUUGUUAGAUAUCAUGAAAAUGCAGCGCAUGAACAUGGUCUCUUGCGGCACCGACUGGGACGUUAUACGGAAAUGCAUAUGUUCGGGUUACUACCACCAAGCAGCAAAAGUCAAAGGAAUAGGAGAAUAUGUUAAUUUACGCACUUCAGUCACAGUACAGUUACAUCCUACAUCGGCUCUUUAUGGACUUGGAUAUCUACCUGAUUAUGUUGUUUAUCACGAGUUAAUUCUCACAUCAAAAGAGUACAUGUCGACUGUCACAUCUGUGGAUCCACAUUGGUUGGCGGAAUUAGGCGGUGUGUUCUUUAGUGUGAAAGAGAAGGGAUAUAGUGCGAAGGAGAAAAGGGUUACCGAAGUCGAAUUCAAUAGAAAGAUGGAGAUCGAGGCCAAGAUGGCUGAAGAUAAAUUGAGAGAGGAAAAGCGAAUAGAGGCAGAGAACAAUAAGCUGGCGAGGAAACCGAUGGCCAUCACCGAUGGAAGCGGUCCGGUAGUCAAAAAAGUCGCUGCAAAGGGUGCUGUGAGGAGGCCUGUGGCGAGAAGACCGGGAAGGGGGUUUUGA
Molecule: messenger RNA, 3006 nt
Organism: Sclerotinia sclerotiorum 1980 UF-70
Lineage: Eukaryota; Fungi; Ascomycota; Leotiomycetes; Helotiales; Sclerotiniaceae
Exons: 1
Coding region: 1-3006 (1001 amino acids)
Biological process (GO): mRNA splicing, via spliceosome
Cellular component (GO): intracellular anatomical structure; spliceosomal complex
Molecular function (GO): RNA binding; ATP binding
Source: RefSeq, a predicted model, not a curated record